Molecule: messenger RNA, 8252 nt
Organism: Dreissena polymorpha
Lineage: Eukaryota; Metazoa; Mollusca; Bivalvia; Myida; Dreissenidae
Product: NACHT and WD repeat domain-containing protein 2-like
Exons: 12
Coding region: 102-5126 (1674 amino acids)
Molecular function (GO): protein binding
Source: RefSeq, a predicted model, not a curated record
AACAACAACAACAACAGAAUGCAUGGAGACAUGUAAACAAAUCUUGUUUAUUAAAGAAUGAAAUGAAGAAAUUAAAGUCAUAAUACAGGAGUGUGUUAAGGAUGGAUGACUCCCAGUAUCUGUCAAUAUUGCAUGGGCGCCUGGACAACCUCCCCACCCUCAAUUCUCGCCUCGUUAGAAUAUUUAUCAGCUCAACAUUUACAGACACUCGGGAGGAGAGGAAUGUGCUCUUGGAAGAUGUCUACCCCAGAUUGAAGACUGUCUGCAAGGAAAAAUAUGGCAUGGACUUUCAGCUGGUGGACAUGCGCUGGGGUGUCCCAGUGGAGGCGUCUGACGAUCAUCAGGCUACACAGCUGUGCCUGGAUGAAAUCAAGAACUGUCAGAAACUCUCCACGGGUCCAAACUUUGUGACAUUCCUGAACCAGAAGCACGGCUUUCGCCCACUUCAGACAACCAUUUCAGCAACAGAGUUUGAGUUGCUAACCUCAUGCUUGAAGGAGAGUGACGUGGACUCAUCCCUGGUAGAGUGCUGGUACAGAAGAGACGACAAUCAGGUACCCCCAGUGUACGUGCUACAGCCAAUCAGCUCCUUGAUACCAGGCUACAGGGACAAGAACAAUGAUGAUGCCCUGAAGGAGUGGGAUGAGGUGUUUGCAAAGUUGCGAGAGUGUCUGAGAUUUGCCAGCAAGAAAUGUUACGAGAAACAGCGCUUAUCAGAGGAGGAAAUGCAUAAAUACUACAUGUCAGUCACCGAGGCGGAAAUUUUCAACGGUAUCCUUAAGUUACCAGACAGCGCGGCGGAUCAUUGCCUGUGUUUUGUACGCAUCAUCGAUGACAUAACCUCUCAUCUGGAUCAUAGCAAAGCUUGGCGCUUCAUCGACGUCAUGACAGAAAAUCCGAAAUCUCUGGACAUGGAGGCUCAGAACAUUCUGAGUAGAUUGAGAGAUGAGAAAAUAGUGCGCAAGUUAAAUAACUUCAAUAUUACAAGAUACUCGGUUAAAUGGAGCGAACAUGAAGGCAUAAAUCGCGAAGACCACCAACAGUACCUGGAUAAUUUCAAAGACUCUUUCUACAACAGCAUGGUCGUCAAGAUCGAAUCUGCCGUGCGAAAGGAAAGAAGUCUUAACAUGGACGGGCUUUAUAUCGAGUUACUACAGCACUUGAAUAUGGCCAAUGAUCGAUGUCGGAUGUUUCAUGGACGCGAAGAGAUACUGAAGGAUGUGGCUUCAUACAUUCAGGGCUCCGAAAACAAGAUACUGGCUCUGUACGGGCAGUCCGGAUGCGGAAAGACGUCUAUUAUGGCACAGAUCGCAAAACUUGCACCGGGUUUGCUGAAGAACGCCGUUGUGGCCGUUAGAUUUCUCGGGACAUCGCCUAACAGCAGCAACCUGUGGCGUCUGCUGCGGAGUCUGUGUGAGCAGAUCACCAUCUGCUACGACAAGGACAAACAGCAGGUGCCAGAAGAUUUUGACGACUUAAAAGACCACUUUGUGAAGGUGUUGUCUUAUGCGAGUUCCUCAAAACCCCUUUUGAUUCUUCUUGACUCACUGGAUCAGCUUUCCAGGGAACAUCAUGCUUACAAGCUCAACUGGUUACCAAGGAAACUGCCGCCCAAUGUACGGUUCAUCGUCUCUACGUACACAGAAGCGUCUGAUCUGAUCGGUACGUUAAAGCUUAUGUUUUCAGCAAAGCAUUUCAUCGAGGUACCAGUGUUUACCCCAACACUAAGUGGUCAAGUGUUGAAAGCUUGGCUGAAACUCGAGAAUAGGACACUCACGGAUGAACAGUUUAAAAUGGUUGACUCAGCGUUUGAAAAAUGUAGUUUGCCUUUGUUUGUUAAACUCGCGUAUGAUCAGGUUCUGUUUUGGAAAUCAUAUACCCCUUUGGAAACUUGUCAACUGCGAUACACGGUUCAGCAAAGUAUCGAAACAUUGUUUUCUCAGUUAGAAAAGAAACAUGGCGUGACGCUGGUUAAGCGAGCUUUGUCAUAUGUUACCGCUUCAGGAUCAGGAAUCAGUGAAACAGAGCUUGAAGAUUUGCUCUCCUUAGAUGACUCUGCUCUCACAGAUGUGUUUCAAAUACAUGUGCCACCGUUGCGUAGAAUUCCACCGUUGCUUUGGGUACGCAUACGCCAUGAUAUCUCCCAGUAUCUGGUUGACAAAGAGGUCGACGAAGUGAGAUCCUUUUUUUGGUAUCAUCGCCAGUUCUUCGAAACCGCUCGGAACAGAUACCUCUCAGAUAAAGCAUACAACAUCGAAAUCCAUUCCCUGAUGGCAGAUUAUUAUCUGGGUAAAUGGUACGGAGUAAAGAAGCCAUUUACCUACACACCAGAACAAAUGAAGCGUGUUGGAGUCACUUCUUCCGAGAGUGAAGCAGACCGGAAAAUUUCAGCGCAGCCCUUGAUCUUCAAUGAAGAUGGUGAUCAGCGUCGAUACAACAAACGGAAACUUAGCAAGCUCCCGUAUCAUCUGUACAAAGCGAACAGAAGGAACGAGCUUCGCAGCCAUUGCUUAUUCAAACUGAAGUGGAUUAAGACCAAACUGAAAGCCGUUUCCUUUCACGAGGUCCUGCUGGAUUACACGCUGUUUGGUGAAAAAGACGGUGUCAUGCAUAAAGCACUGAAGGCAGCAAAAUCAACUUUGAAAUACUUUCCGGAAACAAUUGCAAUGGAGAUCGCCGGUCGUCUGCUUGCUCUGCUGCAGCUGAAAUCUGAAUCGCACGAAACCAAACUUCUGGAAGAUUCCUUGACUGCGUCUGCAGAGGAUUGUAGACUGGUUCCCUACGUUCCUUGUUACACCAUUCCCAGCGAGUCAGAGCUGUACAGCAUAGAAAAUGGCCGGGUACCAGUCAAUCCAAAAUUGUCUCCAAUCUCAAACGAUUCGUCACACUUUGCGACGCUUACUGAGGAUAACUGUUUACUUAUCUGGGAUGUCGAUAUGGGCGAACUUGAGACUACGGUUAUUUUGAUGGAAGCUGAGCAUCCAUCUUUGAAUGUCAUGGUCAAGCCUCCAAAACAGGACGUCAUCAUAGUUGGGACCACCCACCAGUCCAAAGGAAAUCCCAUCUUUAUUGUUAACAUUAAUAAUGGAGAAAUUGAACAGAAAUUGCAGUUGGAAAAAUCGUAUCCCAGCAUUGUGUUCUUUGACGACAUGAAGUUCUGUCUGUCUGACAAGAUUUUGCUGGUGAAUAUUUUGAAACAAGCUGCAGACGCCUUUGAUUGCAAGACUGGAAAGCUUCUGCAUGAAUUUGAAGGUCAACCAGAUUUUACAAGCUUUGCAGCAGACGACACUUUGCUGGUGAUGCAUCCCAAGCAGACAAAUAUGUUUACCAUUUUUGAUGCGGAAACGUUUAACUUUUUGACACAAGUGUCUUGUAAGGGUAUACCUAGAGCAUUAUUUAUUAAUGAGGAGGGUACAGUAGGCUGCAUUGUUAUCGAAAACACAAGUCAUUUCCCGCUAGUUUGCCUGGAAAAGACAGCGAAACUGGGACAAAUUAAAGGCAAAAUUGAUGCCUCAAGCAUGAACAACAACAAAAUUCAAAGGGUGAUAUUUAACAGAAAUCUUUGCAUGCUUGUCUCACUUGAAGGGUUUUUGUUGUUUGAUUUGAAGUCGAUGAAGAACCUGCGAGAAAUCAUAGUUCCGAGUAUAUACCGACCUCCUUAUAACGUACUUGGGUUUGAUGCAGUCAUUUCACCUGAUAUGGCAAAUAUUUUAGCUGGGUUCGAUAAAUAUAUAAUUGUGUGGGAUUUGAAAUCUGGAAAGAUCAUAAGUUCUAUUGACGCAACCCAGAGCAGAAUUGCGAAUUUAGAAAUGACUAAAAAUGGUGAACAGAUUAUCACAACUUUUAAUGGAAAUAACCUGAUAACAGCAUGGAGCAUUAAUGCGUUAAAAAAGAAUGUUCACAGUUAUAAACCAUUGUCGUUGAAAAAUUCCGCGCGUUAUAUGUGCGUCAAUCGAACAGGCACCACUGCUGUGGCGAGGAGUGUCAAUGCAGCAGAGUUUGCCGUGUUUGAUAUUCUCGAGGGUCGGAAACGCUGCGAAAUUUCUGAUCAAUACGAGGCCAUGUGCCCCCAUAUUACUGCAGAUGGAAAAUAUGCAGUACUUCGAGAAUAUACCUCAACUGAAUGUAUAAAAGUAUGGGACACUUUCAGUGGGGAGCUUGUGAAAUCAUUUCCAGUAUCAAGCUUACAUUUAAAAGGCUGUGUGCUCGGGACUCGGUCAGAAAACAUGGCGCUACUGACACAAGACGACAACAAGGAAAUCCUGGUCACAUUGUACACGUUGCCAUCUGGGAAAGAAAGAGGAAUAACUGUUAACCUUGCCCAGUAUCACAUGCUCCAAAUAUUCUUUGCAGCAGAAGACAAAUAUCUGCUAGUAGGAGUUGAGGAGCGGACGUUGCAAGGCGUGAAAAUUUACACCAAAUCGUACGAGGUUGCCACAGGUAAAGAAGUACAGACGUAUCCACAAAUGCAUCCACAAUUUGUGCAGAUGAUCACACCAGGAAGUGACUGUUUCAUGGGGCAUAGAAUACACACUGACGAAAAUGGUGUUGAAUCAUGGGAGUUGGCUGUUCUAAAUAUAGAAUCUGGCUCUUGCGUGGCAACUUGCCGGGAAUGUCCAGAAAGCGAGUUGUUUGUUGGCCAUCUAGGAAACUAUGGCAUUGACAAGCACAGAAAUGUUUAUGACCUGAAGAUCGGGAAAAAAUGUUUUCAGUUUGACCCAAAAUGUGAGAGGAAACCAAGCAAUCCAAAACCUAAACUCACUUGCGACGAGAAAACGGCAUUGUGGGUGGAUCCAUCAGCGGGCUUAGUAAAGAUGGGUAGCAUUGAAACGCGAGAGAUAAUUGGCAAAGUGGCGACUCAUAGCUUGGUGAUGAACUUAGCAGUCACAUCAAAUGGAAUCGUAUUCAUCGGCUGCGAAGAUGGGCGUAUAAUGUUGCUGCAAAUAGUGGACGGCAAAACAAGAGACAAGGAUCUGUUCCAGAAAACGUUUCUGCGGUCCACAAGGAAAGGCCUGCAUGUUCGGGAAAGUGUUCUGAAAUCUCUCAAACCAAACAAUAACCGUCAGAGUACAGAACAGCGAGAAUCUAAAGAUGGCAACAAAAGUAAAGCAUGUUCGAUACUCUGAUUUGUGUCUUGCAGUAGCACACAGUAUUGUCCGAUUUACUUCACACCUGGGGAAUAUGGACUGUGCUUUGGGUUCAUUCAUUACAAGUUCCAUUAAGUUACUAUGGUGCAUUUGUUUUAUUAAUUGUAUUUUAUUAUAAUAUUUAUAAUUAUUUAAUACAAUGAACGAUGACUGCACAUGCCGAUACCAAUUUUACUCAUUGAAAAUAAUUUAAUAUGUAAAUGACGCAUUGUCAUUUUUUCUUGUAAUAAAGUACUCUAAAUGUACAAACAUCAUUUUGGUUAGUCCAAAAAUUUAGACUUAAUCUACUUCGAUGCAUAUGGACCUCAUAUUUAUAGGAGUACAUUUUGGUAUAACUUUUUGAUAGAACUGGUAGAACGAUUUUAACACAAAGCUACCCAUUUUCCUGCAAGGGGUUGUGUGUUCGAUAUGUAUGAGGCUAUCUUUUGAUCGCAUAAUUGUGUAUAGCAUAAAGAACAAUUUUUGCUGUCUGUAAAAGUUUUUAUGAAAAGAAAACAAAGGUGGCAGUUAUCCAACUUAUCCAACUUGCAGAUGGAAAAUGAAAAUGAAAAAAAUGCACCGAUAAAGCCUAUGUUUUACUUCUUAAUAAAUGUUGUGCAAUUCUAGCUUGUCUGAAAGAGACUUUUCCCUGUGUUAGGGUAAUAUUUUUAAAUUUACAGCACCUCAUGUGAUUUACUGUUUGUUUUGUGUAUGUCUUCUGUAUGUGUCCCAAUAUUUUGUAAAUGACUUCUCUAAAACGUCACCAUAAUACUAUUGAUAUUAGGGUAUCCCAAUAUCCCGGAUGCCCCAAGGGUACACUUUCUGUUAUUUGAUAUGUAUGUCUUGUUUAAUUGUUUUUUUGCUUCUUCGUAUAUUUGUUUAGUAAUUCUAUAAGACAUUUAAUGAAAUCCUUUCAUCGGCAGUUUUCCACCUAUCUCUUAUGCAAGUAGUGUAGUUGGCAUUAACAGCAAUACGUAUGUGCACUUAGUACUGAUAAAGAAGCUAACCCAGGACAUGUGAGAGUUGGUUAACUUACCGCUGAGGUAUGAACAAACAUAACGUUAUGAGACAUUUAAUCAAGUACGUUAGUGUACAUUUCAUGUAUUCAUCUUGACCAUAGUGCAUUUACAACGAUUAUUUAAUCAGUCUGGGCUGUAUGGUUUCAAUCACAGGGAAGUCUCGAUUUUUUUACUAUAUACUUUAUUUGCUUACAAGGGAUACAACUAGUUUUUUCAACUUUCCAAUGAAAGCAAUUAAAAUAACAAAAACGAUUUAUUUUCUUUGUUAAUGUUAGCUCAAUUACCGAAAAAAUACGAACUGUAACGUAUUAUUUGAUUGUUUUUCUUUCAUAAAAAGACUGACAUUUUGCGAAAAAGGCAAAAGCUAUCAAAAUCGACACGGGUUUGAUACACAAGGUAAACAAGUAAUACCCCUGUAAAACAUCGAUAGGCGGCUAUUUUGUAUCAUUUAUAAUACCGUAUGAACUUACAAAGAAGCAACCUUGGGAACAUAUCGUGCGCGUGUUAUUCAUGACUUAUUGAUUUAAUCUAUAUAUUUUUAGUAAUUUACCAUCAACUUCAGUAAAAGUCUGCCAUAGUUUGUUGUUUACAAUGAUCUCCUAUACCCGGCUUGUAUGUAGUUGUCAUACGUAAAGCCGAGGAGCAAUAUCGUUCGGUGGCGCUUUUUCCAACAAUGGUGAUUGUAGCUGUGCAAAAUAAAAGAGAAAACAAUAUGUUUUAAAACAAGACGAAAUCAUAGUUAAUGGUAAGAUAAUGUUAUACGCCUGCGAAAUAAUUCAAUUUUUUUCAUCAAACACCAUCGGAAAUCGCACGCAAUCUUAUGUCUUAAUGUUUUUUCACGGGUGAAAUUCAGAAAAAUAAUUGUUGCAAACCAGUGUCGACUGAAUUUGUGGCUAGUUGUAUCCCUUGUUAGUAUAUAAAUUUAAAAAAUCGAGACUUUUCCCUGUGGUUUCAAUAAAUCAAAGAUUUCGUGACAAGUUGAAAAUGAUCAUUCAACAACAGACUUGAGAAAUACUCAAAGAAAUUGAACAUUAUAUUCAUAGGAAUUACGUGUUUUUUUUUUUUAAUAAUCAUUAUUUUAAUUUGUUGUAUGACAUGUUAUAAAACCAUUCCAUGAUGAAUGCAUGUGGGCAUCAUUUAUGGUUUCUUUACGCAUAUCAUACGUCAUACGUUUGUCAUUGGAAACCGUUUUCAUUCAAGUUAUACAUUUAUUCCUUUGUUAAAAAUAAUGUUUGGAACGAGUACAUACAUCCAUUUUCCUCACCUGAUUAUGCAUUUCUCUUAUUGCAUGUAUUUUGUUAAUUCAAUAUUUAUUUACAAUACUGCACAUAUAAUGUUUUUCUACACAAAUUUACAAGAUGCACCUUUGUUGUGUUCCAAAUAACACAAUACAAUAUUGCAACUAUUGCGUAUUUAUAUCCAUUUUUUUAACAAUACUGCGCUUUUGUAGUUUUUGCAUAGUCACAACUACUUACCAUUAUUAUGUUUCCUUAUACAUUAAUUACAACUUAAUUGUCUGCUCCUAUAUCAUUCUGUGACUGUAUGUUUUCUUUUAGAUUUUCAUCGUAUGAUUUUUAACAUUUAGAUUUACAUUCACAAAUAUGUUCCACGCUUUUUCUAUACAUUAAUAUACAUACUUGUGUUAUGCUGACAAUUAUGCUAGAACCUGCAUUUGUUAGCUAUCCAACAUAAAUAAAAUCCUUCACAAAAUUAUAAUUUUAGAAACAAAUUAAAUGUUGAAAACUUUCUGAUAAUUCAUAGAUCUUUUACGUUUUUUACUUUAUAUUAUUUAUGAAUUCAUCACCUUAUAUUUUGUCAAUAUUUCAUGUCUGUGAUAAAUAUUUUGUUACUAUUUCUAGAAUAUAUUUUUGCAAUUAUCCUACCUCUUCAAUGGGUAUUUUGCUUUUUUCUGUACAUCUAUAGUACAAAGUAAGUGGGGUACACUGGAAUCACCAUAAUCGUCUUUCCGUCUGUCUAUGAAUCUGUCCAUAAACCCCACUUUUGCAGAAGUUUUACACUUUUUAACGUACAACAUUAAAACUAAAUUUCUGUUACAUCAUUAUUGUUACUAUAGACUUUUAACUACAAAUAUAAAUCUCUGAAACAA